GCGUUCUCUCUACGCACUCGGCGUCGUUUAGCUACAGUCCUGCGUGCGCCGAACGCAGCGUUCUCUUCAGGCACCUACCCUUGGCAGCAUAAUACUAGACGCUCAAACCUUCUGCAACCAUCGGCACCGAAAAUCGAAGGCGUUGUUUCGUCUUCUUCGUAGCAUUUGAAUCCCUCAUCUUCCUGUAGAAAGAAAGGCACUCUCUUGUUGGUACUGUGAUCAAAAGGAAACGAAGGUGGUCAUAAUAUGCCUGGAGAUGAUUGUGUUGAGCGCCCUUUGUUUGGUGGCGCAAUUUCCAGUGUCUUCCCUCUCAGGUUUCAGGAUGUCAGUGACAUUCGCGAAGUUCCUGAUCACCAGGAGGUUUUUGCGGACCCUAGCCGUGAUGAGAGCUUGAUUUUUGAGCUGUUAGAUCUGAAACAUGAGGUUGAAGAUAGUGGAAGUGCUGUCUGGUUUCUUCGAGACCUAGCCACUGAACAAGAUGCAGAAGGAAGCCUGGUGUUGGAGCACACGGGCACUGUCGAGGCAGGGCUUUUACAGUACAGAGAUUCACCUGCAAUUGUUACGACUGCAGUUGGUCAAAUGGCUAUUUCUAAAGGAAGGCAAGGAAGGGAAGCACAAAAUAUAGUAAGGGUCUAUCUGGCAAAUUUGCGUCUCAAGGAAGUUGGCACCGAUGUGCUAAUCACUGCUUAUGAGCCAAUUUUAAUCAACCCUUUGAGUGAAAGCGCUCGGACAGUAGGAGCUGGUCUGGCCAUCCCUGCGAUUCAAACUGGGUGUCUGCCGGUAGCAGAGGUCUUCAAGCUUGCAGUGUCGAGCUUCAAGGUCCACGACUGGAAUCUCUUCAGUUCGGGGUCUUGACCAACAGACGGUGAAUGCAUACACACAACAGGAAACUGCUACUUUUCCUCUUUGAUGCCAUUUUCUUUUUGGUUAACAUGUCAGCGUGUGAAGUAGAUUAAUGUCCAUGGCACCGUACAAGACUAUGUUUACCUAUCUUGGUUUGGUGUGGUUGAGUUGCUGAGGCUUUUCUCCUGGCUUUGUGGUUUCUGCCUCUCUCCAGGGGUGAAAGAUUCUUUAUCCUUGUUAAGAGACUGUUCUGGGGGGUUCUCUGUUCACUCCUUUUUGGGUGUGACAUCUCGUCCGGGUCUGGUUCUCAGCACCUGUCAUACGGGGUUCAUUUAGUGGUCUGGCGCGCCCAUGACUGCUUUUCAAUCAUCAACAAUCUUUGCAAGAGAGGGAUGGUGCUUCCAAAAAUCUGUCUCAUUUGUACGGCGAAUGCAGAAUCUGUGGAGCAUCUAUUCAUUCAUUGUCCCUUUGCUUGGGGUUGCAGGAUGGUAUCGUUGUGAAGUUCAAGAUCUCUUGGGUAAUGCCCAAGGCCAUGGUGAGUCUCUUCCUUGUGUGGCAUGAAGGAGGGCCUCCAUCUAUUGGCAAGUCGAGUUGGAGGCUUGCUUUGCUUGUGGGGCUCUAGUUUAUUUGGUGGUAUAGGAACAAUUACUGUUCCAGAAAUUGUAGCUUUCCUUCUGUUUCUAUUGUCAGAAAGUUUUUUUUUUUUUCGGAGCCAUUGGGAUUCCUGAUUUCCUUGGGGUGCUGGUUGGUCCAGCUUUUGUAUAUUUUUCUUUUUGUUUUGUUGUUGUUCUUGGCUUUUAUAUCCUUUGAAUAAAUUAUUUUCUCUAAAAGAUAUUACAGAAGCGUUCCCUUGUUA
Messenger RNA from Magnolia sinica, 1699 nucleotides. RefSeq lists its product as uncharacterized. The transcript is spliced from 8 exons. Gene Ontology annotation, cellular component: nucleus. Gene Ontology annotation, molecular function: small GTPase binding; guanyl-nucleotide exchange factor activity. Lineage: Eukaryota; Viridiplantae; Streptophyta; Magnoliopsida; Magnoliales; Magnoliaceae. The record is from RefSeq and is a predicted model, not a curated record. Gene Ontology annotation, biological process: protein import into nucleus. The coding region runs from base 247 to 855 and encodes 202 amino acids.